This is a messenger RNA of Monosiga brevicollis MX1, 2545 nucleotides long. RefSeq lists its product as uncharacterized. Bases 33 to 2402 code for a protein of 789 amino acids. The transcript has 15 exons. Gene Ontology annotation, biological process: RNA methylation. The record is from RefSeq and is a predicted model, not a curated record. Gene Ontology annotation, molecular function: methyltransferase activity. NCBI's taxonomy places the organism in Eukaryota, Choanoflagellata, Craspedida, Salpingoecidae.
GAGAGAGAGAGAGAGAGAGAACCAGGGGCACGAUGCCGAAGCGACAGGGUCGAUCUCGGCGGCUGGUGCAGCUGGCCAAGCGCCGGAAGGAGGCUGCCGAGGGAGAGGUGGCGCCCGAGGCGUUGCGGGUUUCUGACCCGCCGGAGAUUCUGCGUGGUGAACCCUGUUUUGUCGAGUACUAUUUGCAGCAAGGUUUGCUGGAUGAUCGCGAGUGGUCGGCAUUUAUGCGGGCUUUGCGCCAGCCGCUGCCCGUCACCUUUCGCAUCAACAAGGCCAGCGCUCGCCCUGAACUUCUUCAGCCUUGUCUGGAACAAAUUGAGGCAUUGAUCCAGGAUCCGUCCAACGAGCUACAGGCCAACGCGCCACGCGCCUUGGGCUGGAUCGACGCGUGGCAACUUGGUUGCGCCUCCCAGAGCCUCAAGUUUGCAACCGAGCCUGCCAUGCAGCGCCUGCGUCAAUGGCUGGCAGAGUUUACCGCCCUCGGCGUCCUCUCACGUCAAGAGGUCGUCUCCAUGCUCCCAGUGGCCUUUUUGAACAUUGAACCCCAUCACAGAGUCCUGGACAUGUGCGCCUCCCCCGGAUCCAAAACCACCCAGGCCCUAGAGGCUUUGCAUGCGCAGGGUAACGCCUCGGGGUUUGUCAUGGCCAAUGAUGUCGAUGCCAAGCGAGCAUACAUUCUCGUGCGUCGCCUUGCCCCACUCGGCCCAGCCUGUCAGAAGCUGGUGGUCACACAGCACAAGGCGCAAAAGUAUCCCAGCCUGAGCCACGAGCGCGAGGACCGCUACCUGCGGGGCUCCUUUGAUCGCAUCAUCUGUGAUGUGCCCUGUUGUGGAGAUGGCACGCUUCGCAAAUCUCCAGACAUGUGGCGGCGCUGGCACCCCGGCUUUGCCAUUGGCCUGCAUACGCUUCAGCUCCAAAUUGCCAUGCGCGGCCUCAGCCUGCUGCGGCCCGGGGGCAUCAUGGUGUACAGUACCUGUACCUUCAACCCGCUCGAGGAUGAAGCGGUCGUGGCCGCCCUCUUGCAAAAGUGUGGUGGCGCUGUCGAGCUCGUCGAUUGUAGUGGCCGGCAUCCAGACCUAGCACGGCGCCCCGGUGUCUAUUCAUGGAAGGUAUAUGACGACGAUAUGCGCGAGUUUCCCGACUUUGCAGCCACUCAGCAUGACUCGGUUUCACCCAACACACGCAAGAUCAUGCGCCCCACCAUGUUUCCCCCCUCGCCGGACGUGGCCGAAUCACUAUGCCUUGAGCGCUGCAUGCGAUUCUACCCCCACCUCCAAGAUACGGGCGGCUUUUUCGUUGCUGUCCUGCGCAAAACAAAGCCGCUGCCCGGUCCGCCAAGCCCCAUCGCUGAUGCUGACCCUGCGCAGUCGGGGCCUCUGCGCGAGCUAGAGCCACCCCACCAGCCCGCUAGCCUGGCACAUGUUCCGGCUCGAGACUCGAGCUCCCUAGCUCUGCUUGUCAAGGAGGGUGCGGCUUGUGUGGCCAGGUUUGCGGGCCGCAACGUGUUGAGCAUCAAACGCAAGCCUCUGAAAAUGCUCUUGGCCAACGUCAAUGCAUGGAUGCCUCUCGCCAAGCUGGACCUGUCCACACGGCGUCUCAACAAGUUCAGCACUGGCACGCUGCCGCGAUCCUUGGCUGGUCUAUACCUUGAGGGCUCACUCGAGCAGUUGCCCUUGGCCGACAUCUUGUGUCAUGGCUACCUGUACAAAAAGGGGGCCAAGAAUCCAGCUUGGAAGCGCCGCUACUGCACGCUGGAUCGUAAUGGCAUCUUGCGCUACUACAAGCACGAGACCGAUGAGGCACCGCAAGGGUUUAUCAAUCUGCACGAUCUCAUCAAUACCGAGCUCGUCGUAACGGGCACCUUUAAUCGCAAGCGCCGCUUUCCAUUUGAUAUUGUCACAACUACUCGUGUGUGGCACAUGGCGGCGGAAACCUCCGGUGAUUUGCGGCGGUGGCGUCGUACUCUUGAUGAGCAGAUCCCUGUCCUCUCCGAGGAACGCUGGGUGCAGGAAGCUGAGUCGAUCAUCUGCCAGGCAGAGUACGAACGACUGGCAAAGGAUCCUCUUGAUCGUGACAUCCUCGCCAUGUCUAUGGAGCUGCUGGAGCAAAGCGAAGCCCAGGGCACGACGCCGGGCUGGUCGCUGCCAUGCGAUGCCGGGAUCGGGGCAACAGCUCCCAUGCCAGUCAAACCACAGCAUGACCAUGGGCGCCGAACGACCCUGCGUCAGAUUGCCCGAAGCGCCUCGCGACUACUUGGGUCAUCCCCUAGUGAUGUUUCGCGCCGCUUCUCUCGAUCGCGUUGGUAUUCUAGCUCGGUUGGCGAAGAGGACUCGAGCAGCUCUGAAAGCUCGGAUGAUGGCAUCAGUGUGGAUUCGGGCAUCCCACGCACCGCCCCCGUCUAGCCGGGGCGGUGUUUGUGCAAGAAGCUGGUCGGGGAGCUCCAAGGAUGCCGAGCAUCUUGUGUCAACUUGACAAUCUUGCCAUACGUGUAUAGGUCUAUUUUCCUCCAUGCGUCUGUUUUCAUUGUAAUUGACGCCGACUUGAG